UGAGCUUUGUUCAUCUGUAAAUUUCACUCCAUUAGUACAAAAUUGAAUCUUUACAGACAAAUUAUCAUCUGGGGUUUAGUGAUAAAGCCUUUUCCAUUGUUUUUUAGUCCAAAAUUGAAUCUUUACGGACAAAUUAUCAUCUGGGGUUUAGUGAAAAAGCCUUUUUCCAUUGUUGUUUUAGGCCAAGAUUCAAUCUUUAUAGAAAAAACUUCAUCCGGGGUUUAGCGAAAAGAGGAAAAAAUGGAGAACAAUCAGUCAUCUUUCUACCAAUUCAGUGAUAAUCUUCGUUUACAUACAAACAACUUAGUAAAUUUGUCUUCAAAUGAUUCAAUUUGGAGUAGCAAUUAUGUAUCUAAAAGGCCUGAAGAAAGAAGAAACUUUGAUAUCAGAGUAGGUGGUAUGAUUAACUCUGUUAGUUCUUUAAAUCCAUCAAAAAAUUUGAAUUCAGAUUACAAUCUUUUUAGUAAUGAUGGUUGGAAGAUUGCUGACAUGGCGGCUGCGGCGGCAGCUGGUGGUGGCUCAGCCGUGAAAGGUGGUGGUGGGGUUGGUUUAAAUGGUGGAUUUAAUAAAGGGGUUUACACAAACCCUAUGAAUUUUAACAAUUUUGUGGUGAACUCAAAAGGGGUUAAUAAUAACAAGAGAAAUGGGAAAAAUGGUAUUUUUGUGGAUGAUUAUGGAUUUGUGAAUAAAUUUGGAAAGAAAAAUAACAAGAUUAAUAGAGAGAGUAAUAAGGAUUUGGGUGCUAAUAAUAAUAGUAGUGAGAAUAAGAAGUUCAAGACUUUGCCAGCAUCAGAAUCUUUACCAAAAAAUGAAACUGUUGGUGGAUAUAUUUUUGUUUGCAACAAUGAUACUAUGCAUGAAAAUCUCAAAAGGGAGCUCUUUGGUUUGCCACCUCGUUACAGGGAUUCAGUUCGCCAAAUAACACCCGGGUUGCCUCUUUUCCUCUACAACUACUCGACCCACCAGCUUCACGGAAUUUUUGAGGCUGCAAGCUUCGGUGGGUCUAACAUUGAUCCUACAGCUUGGGAGGACAAGAAGAACGCUGGUGAAUCGCGCUUUCCUGCUCAGGUGCGUGUUGUGACAAGGAAAAUUUGUGAACCACUUGAAGAGGACUCAUUCAGGCCAAUUCUUCACCAUUACGACGGUCCUAAGUUUCGCCUUGAACUAAACAUUCCAGAGGCCCUCUCUCUGCUGGACAUUUUUGCAGAGAAAAAUAUACUGAAUAGUUUGUUAAAUUGAAAAGUCUAUUGUACAUAGGCAAUAUAUGUGAUAUAUAGACAAUAUAUAGCUCUUUUUAAUUUGCAGAUUAUAACUAUUUUGUAAUCCAACAGGUUUU
Solanum verrucosum is the source of this 1336-nucleotide messenger RNA. Its product is annotated as B2 protein-like. Lineage: Eukaryota; Viridiplantae; Streptophyta; Magnoliopsida; Solanales; Solanaceae. Gene Ontology annotation, biological process: response to endoplasmic reticulum stress. The transcript has 5 exons. The record is from RefSeq and is a predicted model, not a curated record. The coding region runs from base 241 to 1239 and encodes 332 amino acids.